GGUCAGGGGAUUUUACGUCGUUUAGUUUUGUAAUGUAUUAGUCGAAUACGCAUGCUCAGAUAAAAAACACUGGAAAAGGAAGGAUGGCAUCGGUCUUCAAGCUACCGGGAAAUAUUUUGCAAAAGUCAUCAUUGACAAACUUUCUAACGAAAGCAGUCAAGCCUGUAUCUGCCUCUGGCUCUAGGGAUUUUCAUUUCAAGUUUCAAAGAACAAAUCAAGCGUCCAGCACAGGAGACAAGAUCUCGAAGCAGUACCCUGUAAUUGACCACACAUUUGAUGCUGUAGUGGUUGGUGCAGGAGGGGCUGGACUUAGAGCAGCCUUUGGAUUGGCUAAUGAAGGAUUUAAAACAGCAUGCAUAACAAAACUGUUUCCAACUCGUUCCCACACAGUGGCAGCUCAGGGAGGUAUCAAUGCAGCCCUGGGACACAUGGAGGAAGAUCAUUGGCAUUAUCACUUUUACGACACAGUGAAGGGAUCUGAUUGGCUGGGAGAUCAGGAUGCAAUCCAUUACAUGUGUGAGGAAGCCCCCAAGGCUGUUAUUGAGCUCGAAAACUACGGCAUGCCGUUCAGCCGACUUGAGAACGGUAAAAUUUACCAGAGAGCUUUCGGAGGUCAGAGUAUUAACUACGGUAAAGGAGGACAAGCCCAUCGCUGUUGCUGUGUAGCUGACCGAACUGGGCACUCCCUCCUUCACACCCUUUAUGGCAGAUCUCUUAAAUACGACACCUCUUACUUCAUUGAAUAUUUUGCCCUUGAUUUGAUCAUGGAAGAUGGAGAGUGUAGGGGAGUCACUGCCUUAUGCUUAGAGGAUGGCACAAUUCACAGAUUUAAAUCCAAGAACACAGUCCUUGCCACUGGUGGAUAUGGACGAGCCUAUUUCUCAUGCACCUCAGCCCACACCUGUACAGGAGACGGCACUGCCAUGGUAGCCAGAGCUGGACUCCCUAACGAAGACAUGGAGUUUGUUCAAUUCCACCCUACAGGUAUUUAUGGAGCUGGCUGUCUAAUCACUGAGGGCUCUCGUGGAGAAGGUGGCUACCUCGUUAACUCCAAGGGUGAGAGAUACAUGGAGAGAUAUGCCCCGUCUGCCAAAGAUCUCGCUUCAAGAGACGUUGUCUCCAGAGCUAGCACCAUUGAAAUCCGAGAGGGAAGAGGAGUGGGACCAGAGAAGGACCACGUCUUCCUUCAGCUCUCCCACCUUCCACCCGAGGUGUUGAAGACCCGCCUGCCAGGAAUCUCCGAGACUGCUAUGAUCUUCGCAGGGGUGGAUGUGACCCGUGAUCCCAUCCCAGUCCUCCCCACAGUACACUACAACAUGGGAGGAACACCCACCAACUACAAAGGACAGGUGAUAGAGUACGUAAACGGCCAGGAUCGAGUGGUCCCAGGCCUGUAUGCCUGUGGAGAGGCCGCCUGUGCCUCUGUACACGGUGCCAACAGACUGGGAGCCAAUUCCCUGCUCGAUCUCGUGGUCUUUGGCAGAGCCUGUGCUAACACCAUCACUGCAGAAUGCAAGCCAGGAGACACCAUCGGCAAGAUCAGUCCGAAUGCUGGAGAAGAAUCUGUAGCCAACAUUGACAAGCUGCGCCAUGCUAACGGCAGCCAGACAACAGCUGAUAUCAGACACAAGAUGCAAAAGGCAAUGCAGAACCACGCCGCUGUGUUCAGAGACGGACCAGCACUGAAGGAAGGAGUAGACAAGAUGUAUGCUAUCAACAAAGAAAUGGAUGAUGUUAAGUUGUCCGACAGAGGAAUGAUCUGGAACACAGAUCUAGUGGAGACCCUGGAGUUACAGAACCUAAUGAUCAACGCCCUCCAGACCAUUGUCGCAGCCGAGGCAAGGAAGGAGAGCAGGGGAGCUCACUCACGAGAGGACUUCAAGGAAAGGUUAGAUGAGUAUGACUACAGUAAGCCUCUAGAGGGACAGAAGAAGAAGCCUGUGGAGCAGCACUGGAGGAAGCACACCCUCUCCUACACAGAUAACAAGGGACAGACGACCUUAGAAUACAGACCUGUAAUUGACACAACACUAAACAAGGAGUGUGAAGCCGUGCCCCCAGCUGUCAGGUCUUAUUAAAGGUAAAGAGCAAUGUAAACAUCAAGGAUUAAUCAGGGAAUUAUCUCCAAGAAAUAGUGUGUUUUUCCCAAAAGACAGUUUAUUUAACUGGAAGCAGAAAUAUCGAUGUAGUUUAAUAAUCAGUUCUUGGAGUACUUUAACUACAUCUACAGACUUCUCCUCAUGAAGGCUUCAGUUCUGUGUUAAUUUAUGGUCUGCUCUUCUGCCAGGAUCCUAUCUGCUUGUAUUAUUAACUUAUAAAUGAAUCGUGCUUGUUAAUUAUUGUAAGUGUAUAUGUCCGAGAGAGAACCGAUUUCUUUUAUAUAUGUAUACAUUUACUUUUGUUGAAAUAUUAAAUGUACAUUUAUA
This is a messenger RNA of Magallana angulata, 2426 nucleotides long. Its product is annotated as succinate dehydrogenase [ubiquinone] flavoprotein subunit, mitochondrial-like. The transcript is spliced from 15 exons. The record is from RefSeq and is a predicted model, not a curated record. Gene Ontology annotation, molecular function: electron transfer activity; flavin adenine dinucleotide binding; succinate dehydrogenase (quinone) activity. Bases 84 to 2078 code for a protein of 664 amino acids. Gene Ontology annotation, biological process: tricarboxylic acid cycle; mitochondrial electron transport, succinate to ubiquinone. Lineage: Eukaryota; Metazoa; Mollusca; Bivalvia; Ostreida; Ostreidae.